AUGGCGGCAGCUGCACAGCAAACAGACAACAACCGCAGCUUCCUGCAGGAGCACAUGUCCCGGUACCCAGGCGACAAAUACGUAGAAGGCUGGGCGACCCUAUGGAAGAAUAAAGGCGACGAGCCGCUCCCCUGGGAUCGAGGAUGUCCCAACCCCGCCCUGGAAGAUACGCUCGUCCAGAAAAGAGCGUUCAUUGGGGGCCCUCUUCUGGAACAGGACGGCCAGACAAGGAGAAAGAGGGCCCUGGUCCCUGGUUGCGGCAGUGGUUAUGACGUCUUCCUCCUCGCCAGCUUCGGUUACGACGCAUACGGUCUCGACCUCAGCCAUGAGGCUAUCGAGUUUUGCAAGCAGGAGGAGGCCAGGAACGCGGCUGACAAGUACCCUGUCCGGGACCCCGCAGUCGGACGCGGCAAGGUGACGUUCGUGCAGGGCGACUUUUUCAAGGACGACUGGCUGGAAAAGCUCGGUCUGCAGCGGAAUAGCUUCGACUUGAUUUAUGAUUACACGUUCUUCUGCGCACUGCAACCAUCCCUGCGUUCAAAAUGGGCUCUUCGUCAAACCCAACUCCUCUCUCCUUCGCCUAUCGGCAACCUGAUCUGCCUUGAGUUCCCAACCACGAAAGACCCUCUGGCCGGAGGCCCGCCAUAUGCAGCACCAUCGACUGCGUACAUGGAACAUCUGAGUUACCCUGGCGAGGACAUCCCAUACGACACCAAAGGAAAUGUCAUUUCGAACCCUUUGCGCCCGGCGAGCGAUAUUGGCCUGGAGCGGGUAGCGCACUGGCAGCCAGAGCGCACGCAUGAGGUAGGUAAGGACGAAAACGGUGUGGUUCAAGAUCGGGUCUCGGUGUGGCGUCGACGCUAG
Molecule: messenger RNA, 864 nt
Organism: Rasamsonia emersonii CBS 393.64
Lineage: Eukaryota; Fungi; Ascomycota; Eurotiomycetes; Eurotiales; Trichocomaceae
Exons: 2
Coding region: 1-864 (287 amino acids)
Molecular function (GO): S-adenosylmethionine-dependent methyltransferase activity
Source: RefSeq, a predicted model, not a curated record